AUGGGUUACAUUGAAAGUUUUUAUUGGAAGGGGUAUUUUCGCAGUGAAGAGGAUGCCCGGAAAAACGAUAUUUUCGACUUGAUCAAUGCUUCGAUCACUCUCGCCUCCAUCGAGGACGCAAAAGAGUUUCGCUCGAGAAGAAUGCAGAUUAUUGAGUCCCUUUUCGAUGCUGAUUCACAAGCCCCAGCAAAACCCAAGAAGAGAUCAAACAAGAUCGCAAGAACCACCCCAAGUCAGAAUCAAGAGAGGAUCGUCAUCCAUGGUUGCAAAGAUCAUGCAUGUAAGGAAGAAUCUACAGUCGAUGCUGAUUCACAAGCCCCAGCAAAACCCAAGAAGAGAUCAAACAAGAUUGCAAGAACCACCCCAAGUAAGAAUCAAGAGAGGAUCGUCAUCCAUGGUUGCAAAGAUCAUGCAUGUAAGGAAGAAUCUACAGAUGAGUGUUUCGAGGAAUCUGCUAAUCAUCUUGAAAGGGAACUUGAUGAACAUGCUCAACCGAUUGGAUUCUACAGCGUUAAUGAGCCAGACAAGAUAUCAGCGGAGGAAAGUUUCGAGGAAUUUGCUAAUCAACUUGAAAAGGAACUUGAUGAAGAUGCUCAACCUACGGAGGAAUGUUUGGAGGAAUUUGCCAAUCAACUUGAAAAGGAACUUGAUGAACAUGCUCAACCGGUUGGAUUCUACAACGUUAAUGAGCCAGACAAGAAAUCUGAGGAGGAAAGUUCAGAUGAAUUUGCUAAUCAACUUGAAAAGGAACUUGAUGAAGAUGCUCAACCGAUUGGAUUGCACAACGUUAAUGUGCCAGCCAAGAAACCAAACAAGAAAAGGAAGGCUGAGGUUUCUAAAAUAUGCAGAUCAGGAACAAAGUUUGAGGCAGACAAGAAAAGGAAGGCUGAGGUUUCUAAAAUAUGCAGAUCAGGAGCAAAGUUUGAGGCAGACAAGAAAAGGAGAGUUGUGGAAAACACGGAAAAAAGAGGCGUCCAAUCAUAUGAAUUCAAACUGGAUGCCUCGAAAAGAAGAUUUGAGGAAAACAAUCACCAAAUUGAGAAAGCCAAGAGAAGGGUGCAGGUUCCAUCGUCAAGGUUGGGUCGCGAUGGCAAGCCGAAGCAAGGAUUCGGGAGACGUGUGAAGAAGAUACAGAAGGCCAUGUGUUAG
Olea europaea var. sylvestris is the source of this 1149-nucleotide messenger RNA. RefSeq lists its product as uncharacterized. The transcript has a single exon. The coding region runs from base 1 to 1149 and encodes 382 amino acids. NCBI's taxonomy places the organism in Eukaryota, Viridiplantae, Streptophyta, Magnoliopsida, Lamiales, Oleaceae. The record is from RefSeq and is a predicted model, not a curated record.